ACAUUCACUCUUUCUCACAAAGAGUCAAACUUCCUCUAGAUUCUUGCAAAACAAAUGGUUCUAACUUUGCCAUCUCACCAUUUUCCCUUAAUUUAUUUUUCUUCUUUUCAAAAUUAUUCCCUCCUCAUAAAAACCUAAAUAAAUACUAGUAGUUAGUAUAUUCUUCAAUUUACACACAAAAAUAUCCCAUUUUUAAUUUAUGUAUAUUUGAUCCAUUCUUGAUUCUUUUUUGCAAGUUGUGAAGAUGGCUCAAUUAUUGUCACCUGUUUGUACUGAUUCACUUAAAUUACAAAACCCAAUUCACUGUUUCAAUUCAAGAAGUAAAUUUCCUGUUUUGGGUAAUAGUAAUUUUAGUUAUAAUAAUCAGAAUUGGAGUUCAAUGGGAAGAAAGAGAGGAGGAUUAGGGAGAAUUAAAGUUACUUAUCAAGAUUCUGCUGCUGCAUCUGAGGAUAUUGUUGAUGAUUUUUAUGCUGUAUUGGGUUUGCUUCCUGAUGCUACGCCUGCUCAAAUAAAGAAGGCAUACUAUAAUUGCAUGAAAUCUUGCCAUCCAGACUUGAGUGGUGAUGAUCCCGAGACCACAAAUUUUUGCAUGUUUAUCAAUGAGGUCUAUGAGAUUCUCAGUGAUCCAGUGCAAAGGAGAGUUUAUGAUGAGAUCCAUGGGUACGCAGCCACAGCAAUCAACCCUUUCCUGAGCGAUUCAUCAGCAAAAGAUCAUGUAUUUGUUGACGAGUUUAGCUGCAUAGGCUGCAAAAGUUGUGCCAAUAUUUGCUCAAAAGUGUUUGGCAUUGAGGAAGACUAUGGAAGAGCUAGAGUUUAUGAUCAAUGUGGAAACCCUGACUUAAUUCAACAAGCUAUAGAAAGCUGCCCAGUGGAUUGCAUACAUUGGACUUCUGCUGCACAGCUGUCUUUGCUAGAGGAUGAAAUGCGAAGAAUAGAAAGAGUAAAUGUUGCCUUCAUGCUUUCAGGAAUGGGCGGUGGAUCAGUGGAUGUUUUCAGAAUGGCAAGCACCCGGUGGGAGAAACGACAAUCUAAAGUCUUGGAACAAGCUAAAAUCAGAAUGAUGAAGAAGAAAGGUUCUGAGAAAACUGAAUCAUACUGGGAUAACCUAUGGGGCGAUCGUAAAGACUACACAAAGACAGAGGAGGAAGUUGAAGAAAGAUCAAAACGAGCUGCAUCAGCUGCUCGUCGAUGGAGAGAGUACUCAAGGAGAGGCGCUGACAAACCUCCCACCUUUAAACUUCCCGAGGCCAUCUCUAAUGACAAUUGACAUAUACUUCCUAACCGACUUGCAGUACACGGUACAUGCAUCUCACCUUUGUAAAAUAUGAUAUAUUUUGAUAUAGUCUAUUCAUGAUAGCCGCGAUGCCUCCCACUAUCAAUGUAAUUAUAUAGCUAAAUUGACCUCGGUACAUAUAUCUGUAAGUAAGAUUAUUCAUAAUUCAAUAAAAUGGAGAAUAUUCAACCUGCG
Molecule: messenger RNA, 1468 nt
Organism: Capsicum annuum
Lineage: Eukaryota; Viridiplantae; Streptophyta; Magnoliopsida; Solanales; Solanaceae
Product: chaperone protein dnaJ C76, chloroplastic
Exons: 9
Coding region: 245-1267 (340 amino acids)
Source: RefSeq, a predicted model, not a curated record